Xylaria bambusicola is the source of this 1488-nucleotide messenger RNA. RefSeq lists its product as uncharacterized. The record is from RefSeq and is a predicted model, not a curated record. Bases 168 to 1373 code for a protein of 401 amino acids. NCBI's taxonomy places the organism in Eukaryota, Fungi, Ascomycota, Sordariomycetes, Xylariales, Xylariaceae. The transcript has a single exon.
AAUACCACAAUCUCUCGACACCCAGUUACAUCAGCAGUUCAACACGAGCAGUUGCGCAAGCUGUGUUGAGUUAUACACACUACUUUCUUCUCACCCUUUUCAUUUCUCUCUAGGUCUCGCAGGCGAGGCCUUUCUUUGCACUUCGGAGUUUUGCCAAAUCUACGAAAAUGAGUCUCAAGGGCGUUACCAUCGCCGCCAUCUCACUGCUCGCCGCAGUGCCAACAGCUAAUGCCCAUACUUGGGUAGAAUAUCUAUAUCGUAUCAGUUCCACGGGAGCAUUCACGGGGGAUCCAGGUUAUCCCAUCGGCUACAUCCCUAGAGCUCAAGGAGUCUCGGAUGAUGUACAUCAGAACAAGAUAGUAGAUACUUCGACAAACCCGGUCGUCUGUAAACCAUUGUCGUCGAGCGAUGCUGCCCAGUACCCCCCUCUUAAGGCAGGUGGGGGCGACUACAUCGCCCUGCAAUAUCAGGAAAACGGCCAUGUCACACAGCCUGACCUGACCCCAAGACCGUAUCGGGGCGGGAACGUGUAUGUAUAUGGCACAACACAGCACCAAGAUACCGAUGGCAUCAAUGACGUCCUCAACUCCUGGACCGUCGACGGAAAGGGCGGCAACAAGAAGGGCAAGCUCCUGGCCAGCCAUUAUUUUGACGAUGGCCAAUGCUUCCAAGACGCUCCUGGAAACCCGAUCGCCCAGGAGCGAAAAAGCAAGUACGGUGUUGACCAACUGUUCUGCCAAACCGAUAUUCAAUUGCCGGCAGACUUGCCUUCAGAUGGUUUAUAUACCCUCAUGUGGGUGUGGGAUUGGCCGAUGAUCGUAUCCGACACGCAGAACGUGACCGAAAUCUACACUUCGUGCGCGCAGAUUGACCUUAGCGGCUCAGCCAAGAAGGAUGGAAUCAAGGGGUUACCCGGCAUCAAGUUUGGCAACAAUCAUGAUGUCGCGAGUGCUGCCAUCUCAUCACAGGUGCACAACCUCGUCGAAGCAACAGCUCUAGGCAUUGGCACCAACAGCCCCCCAGCACCCACUGGUCUUGAUGACGCUACCAGCUCAGCCGAUCCGGCUCCUACAUCUACAAAGACAGGCAAGGACCAUGACCACAUCAAGACGGUAACCGUCACUGCCGCCCCCGAAACCAUUACCCAAUAUUACACCGUCACUGUGGGUGGCGACAACAAUGGUGGAACUACAACUUCUCAGCCAUUAACUUUUACGACUGCGACGGUCACCUCCGAAACAACCAAGAAAACUGCGACCUCCCCUGAAAACCCUUUCCCAACAUCUUUCAUUCCAGUCACAUCUGUGACAGGAUUCCUGAAGGUCCGCGCUGCUCGAGUCACCGGACAAGCUCGACGAGGGUUUCGUCUGUGAUGUCAAUACCGAGCAUAGUCCCUACGGGAUCGCUUUCAGACCUCUAGAUGCCAGGCCGAUUAUUUCGAGCAUUAUCAACUUCUCUUCUCUUUGUAUAAUCCCUUCAAGUCACAUA